Messenger RNA from Aureococcus anophagefferens, 888 nucleotides. RefSeq lists its product as hypothetical. The transcript has a single exon. Lineage: Eukaryota; Pelagophyceae; Pelagomonadales; Pelagomonadaceae. Gene Ontology annotation, cellular component: cytoplasm. Gene Ontology annotation, biological process: NAD+ biosynthetic process; quinolinate catabolic process. The record is from RefSeq and is a predicted model, not a curated record. The coding region runs from base 1 to 888 and encodes 295 amino acids. Gene Ontology annotation, molecular function: nicotinate-nucleotide diphosphorylase (carboxylating) activity.
AUGGACUUCGCCUGCGUCAUGCCGCCGUACCUCGAGCGCACGGUCGCCGACUGGCUCAGGGACGACUGCCCGAGCCUCGACGUCGGCGGCCUCGUCGUCGGCGACGGCGUCACGACGGCGACGCUCUGGUGCAAGAGCAGCGGCGUCCUCGCCGGCAAGCCCUUCUUCGACGCGACCUUCGCGGCGCUCGGCGACUGCGUCGUGACCUGGCUCGUCGACGAGGGCGCCGCCAUCGAUUGCGCCGGCGGCAAGGUCAGGGCCGCGACCGUCGUCGGCCCGGCGCGGAAGCUCCUCCUCGGGGAGCGGACCGCGCUCAACGCGCUGUCGCGCGCGUCGGGCGUCGCGUCGGCGGCGAAGCGCGCCGUCGACGUCGCGCGGUCCGUCGGCUGGCGCGGCACCGUCGCGGGCACGCGGAAGACGACGCCGGGCUUCCGCAUCGUCGAGAAGUACGCGCUGCUGAUCGGCGGCGCGGGCACGCACCGCCUCGACCUGUCGCAGAUGGUCAUGCUCAAGGACAACCACGUCUGGGCCGCCGGGUCCAUCACGACGGCCGUCACGACGGCGAAGCGGGCCGCGGGCUUCAGCGCGAAGAUCGAGGUCGAGUGCCGCGACUUGGGCGAAGCGCUCGAGGCGGCCGCCGCGGGCGCGGACGUCGUCAUGCUCGACAACUUCGACCCCGCGGACCUCAAGGUCGCCGCCAAGGCCGUCAAGGCGGCCCACCCCCACGUCCUCGUCGAGGCGUCCGGCGGCAUCACGCUCGACACGAUGGCGUCGUACCUCUCGCCGGACGUCGACGUCGUCUCCCAGGGCGCGCUCACGCAGGGCUACGCCUGCGUCGACUUCUCCCUCAAGCUCCCCAAGCCCGAGGGGCUCACCUGCAACGUCUAG